Molecule: messenger RNA, 2153 nt
Organism: Patiria miniata (bat star)
Lineage: Eukaryota; Metazoa; Echinodermata; Asteroidea; Valvatida; Asterinidae
Product: cytochrome P450 2J6-like
Exons: 5
Coding region: 1-1497 (498 amino acids)
Biological process (GO): xenobiotic metabolic process
Cellular component (GO): cytoplasm; intracellular membrane-bounded organelle
Molecular function (GO): iron ion binding; heme binding; oxidoreductase activity, acting on paired donors, with incorporation or reduction of molecular oxygen, reduced flavin or flavoprotein as one donor, and incorporation of one atom of oxygen
Source: RefSeq, a predicted model, not a curated record
AUGGAUAUGUUCGCUACGAUCGACGUUCUCAAUUCACGCACACUGCUGAUCGGCAUCGUGGUAUUUCUGGUUUUGUUCCGUUUUCUUCGUCGACCGCGCAACCUACCCCCAGGGCCAUGGGGCUGGCCUAUACUCGGCAACCUCCCUCAAAUGAUGUCGUCAGAGGGCACCAUGUUUGAGUUCUUUUCAAAGCUGACGAAAUGGUACGGCAAUAUUAUACAUGUCAAGGGUGGUGGCAUAUCUAUUGUAGUUCUCCAUGGCCACAACACAGUGAAAGAAGCAUUCUCGCAACAUCAACUCAGCGGCAGACCUGAGCUACACAUCACUUACAAGAUUUGUCCACACGGGAUAGGCAUUCUGGAUUCUUCUGGCGAACAGUGGGUAGAAAUCCGUCGUUUUUCGAUGACCGUGCUUCGAGGUCUCGGGGUUGGCAAAUCAAGCUUUGAGCAGACCAUAUCCACUGAGGCAGAAAUCCUCAUGGAGGAAAUCAAGAAACACAACGGCAAGGCCUUCGAUCCCAAACACGCGGUAGGUAACGCCGUGUCCAACAUCAUCUGCUCGGUAGUGUUCGGGAAGAGAUUUCAGUACCAUGAUCCGGAAUUCCAACGCCUCUUGAAGGUUUUAUCGGACAACGUCGUCCAGGGAGGGUCCGGGGGCAUGAUUGAAAUGUCCCCCGUGUUUUACAAGCUAAGAAUGCUGCCAUUCGUGCGACGAUACAUUCACGCGGUCGAAAAUUUCUACAAUCACAUCUAUCGCCUCGUCGGGGAACACACUCACGAGAAAGAUACCGAUAACCCUCGCGAUUUCAUCGAUAUUUUCCUGAACGCAAAGGAAAAGAAAGAUAAACAGGGCAUUGAGUCCCUGGCGCUGCAGAGCGAGAACUUGCCGCGCAUUGUGAGCGACCUUUUCGGGGCUGGAUCGGAGACCACUACCACCACGCUCCGUUGGGCGAUACUUUACAUGAUGGCCUAUCCUGUGGUACAGACUCGGGUCCAGAAGGAGUUGGAUGACGCCACUAGUCGUAAUCGAAUGCCGAGAAUCGCUGACAAGCCCGAGCUGCCCUACACCGAGGCAGUGCUUAGUGAGGUGCAGCGCAUUGGUACUAUCCUACCAAUGUCUGUACCGCACAUGUGUUCCGAGGAUACCACAUUAAUGGGGUACAACAUACCGAAGGGAACUUUGGUAAUGUCCAACUUGUGGCACAACCACUUUGAUCCAUCUGUGUGGGCGGAGCCCAAGAGCUUUCGCCCGGAGCGAUUUCUUGACAAAGAAGGACAGUUUCAAUCGCGCGAGGUUCUCACGCCAUUUGGAGUAGGUCGCCGCAUUUGUAUUGGAGAACAUCUUGCCAGGCAAGAGCUAUUCGUCCUUUUCACACACUUGCUGCACCACUUCACCUUGAAGAACCCCAACAAGGCAACUCCGGUAUCCUUCGAAGGGAACGAUGGAAUUGUGUGGUCUCCGCAGGACUUCACCGUCUGCGCCAUUGCAAGAAAUUGAGAAAAUGGAUUUGUGCGAAAUGCCCGCAUAUCCCCACCAAUUAUUGCAAUAUUGCAUGGGCACUACUUUCCGCUUCAAUAUCGUUUUCAAUUAAAAAAUGAGCCUAGGUCACUUGCAAAAACAUUUACAUGGAUAGGAGACUUUUGAGAGGCUUGAUGGCAGCACACCCAUCGGUACUUUCAGUUGUUCAAGUCAUGUUUAAGUCAAUGUGCGCAUGUGCAAAAUGACGCAAACAAUAGCAAAAGACCCGUACGUUUGCUGCCACCAAAAAGUGUCUCAAAAGUCUCCCAUAAAUCCUCGGAUGAGGGUGCUGUGGAGCUGCCAUUGACAGUGGUACGAACACACGUAUCCAAAAAUUAGAGCUUAAACUAUUUUAGAUUCACUCAAAGCUACCAAACUCGUUUAGUGAACAGUAUGUGUUAGUUUCUGUACCAAAGAUUGUGAAGUUUAAACAGCACACUCAUCCACAUUUUAUGGCCUACUUCGUGCAAACGGAGUAUGCGCACAUGGAAGUACUGACCCGCGGUCAUCAGGUAUGUACCGAUAUCAAAAGAAAACUUAAAUAAUCUAGGGAUAACUAGUGCCCCUGGAUAGGCCGGUGGGAAGAACUAAUAUAAACAUCAUCAGUGUGAGAAGGAAUCAUAAAAUGUGCUAUC